Messenger RNA from Ahaetulla prasina, 8617 nucleotides. RefSeq names its product exportin 4 (gene XPO4). The record is from RefSeq and is a predicted model, not a curated record. The transcript has 23 exons. Gene Ontology annotation, cellular component: cytoplasm; nuclear pore. Gene Ontology annotation, biological process: protein export from nucleus. The coding region runs from base 21 to 3473 and encodes 1150 amino acids. Gene Ontology annotation, molecular function: nuclear export signal receptor activity. Lineage: Eukaryota; Metazoa; Chordata; Lepidosauria; Squamata; Colubridae.
CGCGUCAUUGAAGAGAGACCAUGAUGGCGGCGGCGGGGGGAGCCUCCGAGGUGAUCGCUCAGCUGGAGAGCGCGGCCAAAGUGCUGAUGGCACCACCCUCCAUGGUCAACAAUGAACAACGUCAGCACGCCGAACACAUAUUUUUAUCGUUUAGAAAAUCAAAAUCGCCGUUUGCCGUUUGCAAACAUAUUUUAGAAACUAGUAAAGUGGACUAUGUCCUUUUUCAAGCCGCCACAGCGAUAAUGGAAGCAGUUGUACGAGAAUGGAUUCUGUUGGAAAAAAGCAGUAUAGAAUCAUUACGAACAUUCCUUUUAACGUAUGUCUUACAAAGGCCAAACCUCCAGAAAUAUGUGCGGGAACAGAUAUUGUUAGCAGUAGCAGUUAUAGUGAAACGAGGGUCUUUAGACAAAUCAAUUGAAUGCAAGAGCAUUUUUCAUGAAGUCAGUCAGUUGAUAAGCAGCGGCAAUCCCACAGUGCAAACUCUGGCCUGUUCCAUUUUAACCGCAUUGCUAAGUGAAUUCUCAAGUUCAAGUAAAACCAGCAAUAUUGGAUUAAGCAUGGAGUUCCACGGUAAUUGCAAACUAAUAUUUCAGGAGGACGAUCUCCGUCAGAUCUUUAUGCUCACAGUAGAGGUACUACAGGAAUUCAGCCGGCGUGAAAAUCUUAAUGCUCAGAUGUCUUCAGUCUUUCAACGUUACCUUGCACUAGCCAAUCAGGUCUUAAGCUGGAAUUUUCUUCCUCCAAAUUUAGGCAGACAUUAUAUAGCUAUGUUUGAAUCCUCACAAAAUGUGAUGUUAAAGCCAACAGAGUCCUGGCGUGAGACCCUCCUGGAUAGCAGAGUGAUGGAGCUUUUCUUUACAGUGCAUCGAAAAAUUAGAGAAGACACCGAUAUGGCACAAGACUCUCUGCAGUGUUUAGCCCAGCUAGCCUCUCUUCAUGGGCCAGUCUUUCCCGAUGAAAGCUCUCAAGUUGAUUAUUUGGCUCACUUCAUUGAGGGAUUGCUCAAUACUAUCAAUGGGAUUGAGAUAGAAGAUUCUGAAGCUGUGGGCAUAUCCAGUAUAAUCAGCAAUUUGAUCACUGUAUUUCCUCGCAAUAUAUUAACAGCCAUUCCAAAUGAACUUUUCUCUUCGUUUGUUAACUGCCUCACACAUCUCACUUGCUCUUUUGGAAGAAGUGCUGCCUUGGAAGAAGUUCUUGACAAAGAUGAUAUGGUAUAUAUGGAGGCAUAUGACAAGCUCUUGGAAUCAUGGCUUACCUUGGUACAAGAUGAUAAACAUUUCCACAAAGGCUUCUUCACUCAGCAUGCUGUUCAGGUUUUUAAUUCUUACAUCCAGUGCCACUUAGCUGCUCCUGAUGGUACAAGGAAUUUGACUGCCAAUGGUGUGGCUUCCAGGGAGGAGGAGGAAAUAAGUGAGCUGCAGGAGGAUGACAGAGAACAAUUUUCUGAUCAGCUGGCCAGCAUAGGCAUGUUAGGAAGAAUUGCUGCUGAACACUGUAUACCUCUUCUUAUCAGUUUGUUAGAAGACAGAGUGACAAGGCUUCAUGGCCAGCUACAAAGGCAUCAGCAAUUAAUAAGUUCAGCUGGAUCAAGCUCCAUUGACAAUAAAGUGCUUGAUGACUUGUAUGAGGAUAUUCAUUGGCUUAUUCUAGUCACAGGCUACCUCUUAGCUAAUGAUACUCAGGGAGAGACUCCGCUAAUACCUCCAGAAAUAAUGGAGUAUUCCAUUAAGCAUUCAACUGAGGUUGACAUCAAUACAACGCUUCAAAUUCUUGGAUCUCCAGGAGAAAAGGCCUCUUCCAUUCCAGGGUACAACAGAACCGAUUCUGUUAUUAGGUUACUGUCUUCUAUUCUAAGAGUUUCGGAAGUGGAGUCUCGAGCAAUAAGAGCAGAUCUUACGCACCUUCUGAGCCCGCAAAUGGGAAAAGAUAUUGUGUGGUUCCUCAAACGGUGGGCAAAAACCUAUCUCCUUGUAGAUGAAAAGCUAUAUGACCAGAUAAGCUUGCCAUUCAAUACCGCAUUUGGUGCUGACACUGAGGGUGCCCAAUGGAUUGUGGGCUACCUUUUAGAAAAAGUACUCAGCAAUCUUGCAGUAUGGAGUUCUGAGCAAGAACUUGCCAAUGACACUGUGCAGCUACUGGUAACUUUGGUAGAAAGGAGGGAGAGGGCAAAUUUAGUAAUUCAGUGUGAAAACUGGUGGAACUUAGCAAAACAAUUUGCCAGACGGAAUCCCCCUCUUCACUUUUUAUCCAGUUCAGUGCAACGUACAUUAAUGAAAGCCUUAGUUCUUGGGGGUUUUGCUCAUAUGGAUGGAGAUACCAAACAGCAGUACUGGACAGAAGUUCUUCAGCCACUGCAACAACGAUUCUUAAAUGUGAUAAACCAAGAAAACUUCCAACAAAUCUGCCAGGAGGAGGAGGUGAAACAGGAAAUCACUGCCACCUUAGAAGCACUUUGUGGUAUUGCUGAGGCUACCCAGAUAGACAAUGUAGCAAUUCUCUUUAAUUUUCUGAUGGACUUCCUUACAAACUGCAUUGGACUAAUGGAGGUGUACAAGAAUACACCAGAGACUGUUAACCUCAUUAUAGAAGUUUUUGUUGAAGUUGCACAUAAACAAAUAUGCUAUCUUGGAGAGUCUAAAGCCAUGAAUUUAUAUGAAGCUUGUCUGACCCUACUUCAAGUAUAUUCCAAGAAUAAUUUAGGUAGACAACGAAUAGAUGUUACAGCAGAAGAGGACCAAUACCAGGAUCUUCUUCUCAUUAUGGAGCUUCUCACUAACCUACUUUCAAAAGAAUUUAUAGAUUUCAGUGAUACAGAUGAAGUAUUUAGGGGACAUGAACCCGGGCAAGCAACAAACAGAUCCGUAUCGGCAGCAGAUGUUGUCUUAUAUGGAGUGAACCUAAUCCUGCCUUUAAUGUCCCAAGAUUUGCUAAAGUUUCCAUCACUAUGUAAUCAGUACUACAAACUAAUUACUUUUAUUUGUGAAAUAUUUCCUGAGAAAAUUCCACAGCUUCCGGAAGACUUGUUUAAAAGCCUUAUGUAUUCAUUAGAAUUGGGGAUGACAUCAAUGAGUUCAGAUGUUUGCCAACUCUGCUUAGAAGCUCUAACACCAUUAGCAGAACAAUGUGCAAAAACACAGGAAUCAGAGUCAUCCCUCUUUUUAGCAACAAGACACUUUCUUAAGAUGGUUUUUGAUAUGCUGGUACUGCAAAAGCACAAUACAGAGAUGACAGCUGCAGCAGGAGAAGCAUUUUAUACAUUAGUAUGUUUGCAUCAGGCAGAAUAUUCUGAAUUAGUUGAAACUUUACUAUCAAGUCAGCAAGAUCCCAUAAUUUACCAGCGGUUAGCAGAUGCUUUCAACAAACUUACUGCAAGCAGCACUCCGCCUACGCUGGACCGUAAGCAGAAGAUGGCCUUCCUCAAAAGUCUAGAAGACUUUAUGUCAAAUGUCGGUGGUCUUCUCUGUGUAAAAUAAAUACCAGAACUGUAUGCCUAACUUAGACCCUUUUUGCAAAAUGCACUGAAAAAUGCUGAAAGCUGACGUAAUCUUAAAUGCCUGUUGCUGGGUUUUUUGCAGUCAUCUCAAAUUUCAGAGAGCCUGGAAGUUUUGAGCAGUGGAAUAGGAGAUGUCAACUCUAAAAUCAGCUUCUGCUAAUAUGUGUUAGCCACCGUCUGUCAUAUACCUUUUAUGUUGUACAGAAUAAAAACAGAAAAACUGAAAUGUUUAAAAGAAUUCCACAAGUGCAUAUAGACAUGGGCACAGUAAAAAAAACAAAAAACCAAGAAUCAGUGCCUUGUCCCAGAAGUCCUCAAGUAGUGAUGAAUCAAACUCCUAUAAUAUUUUUUGUUAUUACUAGAAGCCCUUUUUGGUGUGUGAUUUAGACACAUACAGAACUGUAAAACAAUCCUAAGCUUUAUUUUUCCUCUCCGAAAACUGUGUGUAAACCCAGUGAAGAAAAAAACCACCAAAUGAUAUUUUUUAACUUGGAUUUAGUGUUUUUUUGGGGGUUGUUUUGUUUUUUUUUUUGCUUUUUUUUACAUCAACCUGGCGUUGCAUGUUUGUGUAAUACAACUUUUUACAUUAUAUGCUGCUGCCCUAAAGUUCAGAAAGAAGAAAGGUGUAUAUUUUUGUUUCCCCUGAAAUGAACUUUAGGAACUGUAGCCAUUUCAUUGCCUUAAUUUAAAACAAAAAAAUAGCUGAAAUAAGUUAGGUGAGUUAUCUAAGGCAAGCUUUGAAUCUUCAAAACUGGUUUAGAAUGUUGGCACUAAGCUGCCAUGUAUCUGUUUGCAGCCCUUGUGUGUUGAGAGUAUUAUGUCUAUGAGUGUAAACAAAAAUCAAUGUACACCUUUACUUUUAAUAUUUGUUGAGUCACACCCAUGUCAUACACAACUGCAGUGUAUUUCAAGAUUGAAUUGUUUGCUGAAGCAAUAAUGUUUCAAAUUAUGUAAAUUAUUGAUUUCUACAUUUUUUUUUUAUGUUGGGGCAUUAGAUUCAGUGGCUAGACUACACAAGCAUCAAACUCUUCUAGCAAAGGCCGUGCAUGUUUGACUUCAUGAUUCAGAAUAUGGACCCGUGGUUUAAUAUUUUGCCACCAUUGUCAAAUUUAAUAGUGCUUGUCUUCUGCUGCUCUGAUCCCACUUGUUUGGUGUGAUGGCACUUUAACUAUGUAAGAUUACCUGUAUGGUUUCAUCCUGCACUCACCAAAUAGGAGGUUGCCAUGGGAACAAAGUGGCAGGAUAUCAAGAAUAUGGAAGCAGAACAUUUAUUCAUAAUUGUAAGCCAAACUAAACCAACCAGAAUAUGUAUGCUGCUGAUUAAAAAUAACCUUUUUUAAUGAAGGAAGGAGAUAAGUUGUCUCCAGAAUCUUGUGCUUCAUAUUUGCAAGAACUAAGCUAUUGGAUAUUAACAAAGAAAUAUUUUUACAUUUUAUAUAGAAAUGUAAGCCCUCACUUCAUCCUAGCAUCAUGUUUGCAAUUCCAUGCCAGUCUUGAGCUGUUCAUCUCAACAUUUAAUCACACUACCCAUAAUUAUUUAUAUAUGAUUUGAAAUCUUUAAUAUUAUAGAGUUUUAUAAGGGUCCAAGACUUCUUUAAUUCCUUCUCAUUAAACCACAAUCAGAAAUCAAGGAAAAGACAGGCCAUGGUUUGUAAAUCUUUCCUAUGAACUGUAAUGUUUUCAAAAACUGAAGACUGGCUAGAGGAAGUUGCUUUCUUGAAUAAAUAAACAAAAAGGUUCAAUAAAGAACGGCUUGGUUCAGAGAUCUCUAUGAACUAAAUGGCUUGGCCUUCAGAGCAUUCUGUGACAAACCCUUUGCACUUGAUUUAGUUUAGUAUGCAUGAGUGUCUGAGCUGAGCAAAUGAUGGUUAUUUAGCCAUUGAUUGGUCUCCUAAAAAUAAGUUUUAAAUAGAUAUUCCUAACGAACUAAUCCAUAACUUGCCAUGAUAUCUGAACUGAGCCUAAGUUGUUCAAUUCUCAAUUAUAUUGUUCCAUCUCUUUCUGUUAAUGUUAUUUGUAGAAUAAGGGAAUUGUUUUGGCUUCUGAUUUGUUUUAAAAAUUGGGUUUCUCCUGUGGCUCCAACAUAAUUAUAUGUUUUAAUUAUGAUGAAUUCUAUAUGUGUCUUUUAAAACUGUCUGUUAACAUUUAAGUUUCUAAACCAAUUUGCUUUCAAAUUUUUACUCAUGAUGUUGAAACAAAAUUCUACUGCCUAUUUUUAAAUUGAUGGCAAUUUAUUGAUAGGAUGUAACUAAGCUCUCAUUUAUUGUGAACAAUUCUAGCUUAUAAAAUUAGUGCUUAAAGGUGCCAUGUGAACUUUUGGAAAUGUGAGACAUAAUGUUUAUCUCUGGAAACAUUGAAGAGCCAGUUUGCACAAUUUCCUUAAAGUGAAAAUACUUGCAAGGCAACAAUGAAUUGUGCCCAAGAAUUCCACUUUCUUGACUGUUUGGGGAAGAAUCUGCUAAGUGGCCUGCUGGGCAUUAUUGGUUCGCUUCAAAUUACUCUGUUCCAGAUUUCUGCACAAAUGAGUCGUGAUUGUGCAUAACAGGUCUUGGUAGAUUGUUUCUAAAUUGUCAAGGAUUAUUUGCAAUUUUAAACUUGCUUCCCGGUUUAAAAUUUAUAUGAUAUUAAAGGGACACUAUCCAAUACAUUUUUAUCUGAAAUUUUGUAAUUGUUAGAAAUUUCUAAGGAGGUUAUCUUUCCAGUUUUUGUAUUUUUUUAAAAGUAUGAAUAAUACUAUCUUACCCCUACGCCAUCCAACGUGUUUCCAGAUGUAAUACAAUGAAUCUCCACUCCUAAAUGUUGACAUUUUAACAAUCCAGAAUUGCUCUACUAAUUGGGAAAGCUCACUCUGCAGCAUAGACAGAUUUUUCACACUGGAGAACUCUCUUAUUGCUGUACUAGACUGUGUCCAGAUCUACUUCUUUUAGUGAAAACACAGACAAAGCCAAUGGAAGCCAAUUAAAAAAAACAUUUUAGUUAGCUGACAUUCUUUGAGAAUUUGGUUCAAUAUUCAAUAACCCCAAUGAGUCUGUCUUCAGGGAAACUUAGAGAAAAGGAAAACGAAGUAAAAAAACACUUGCUGUAAGAUCCCAUUAUGCAACCUACAACUUUAUAAUUCAGACAUACCAAAUAUGAUGCUUUGAUAGAGCAAACCAUUUUCUUGGAAUAUCUUUCUAAUGAUAGCCAUUGCUGUUCUUUAUUUACUUUCAAAUUAUAAAUUCAGCUCUAUUGCUAGAUUUUCAAAACAUGAAAAACAUGAAUCACGUGCUUUCAGCAUAGAUAAACUGACCUUGCUUUUAUUUUGGGUGUUGAUAGUACUAAUAUGCAUUUCAAAGAGGUCUGGAAUUCUAAUCUGAGCAUGUUAAAAUGCAAUUCAAAUAUUAGGUUGCCAUUUAUUAUAUUUAGUGAAAUAUAUACAACUUCCCUAUAAAGACAGAAUGUAAAAAAAAGAUAAAUUGCUUAAAAUUCAAAUUAAUUGUCCUAUUUGACAGCUAAUUUAUCACAAUAGAAAUUGAAAUAAUUCAACCUGGUCCCAGCAAUUAUUGGUGUUAAACAUGUACAGUAGUAACAUAUCAGCUGCACAAUAAUACCAAAAUCGUUUAUAGUAGGAUCCCGAUUAUUCUGUGAUUUUAUUUGAAUGGUUUCCUCUAAUGAACCACUUCCAAACAGAACUUAAACCAUGCAAAAGAACUCCAUCUGAAAAACCUUAUAAAUUUCUGGAACUGAAAUUUAAUAACAGCAUUUUCCAUCUUAUUAAUCUGUGAGCUGCUGAACUGCUUAUAUUUAUGGGUUUAUCUCAUUAUUCUGGGAGUACGCUUCAUUGAAGAUUAUUUUAAAAGCAGAUCUCAAAGUAAUGAAAAUCUAUUUUUCCAAAUCUUCUUUUCUGCAAAAUUUUGCAAGUAUAAUAUCACUUUUUGUGGCGCAACAUGCUUUGUAUGUCACUGUUCUGAAAAUUUAGCAGCAAUCACAUUUCAAUCGGAUAGUCACAAUUGGAAGCAAUCUAUUGAAUUUUGUGGGCCUUUUGCAUAGGCCCACGUAGCCUUGUGCUAUGAAUAUUACUGUCACUGGCUAUUACAGAAAUGGAAAGCUUGGUCUGAAGCAAACAAAAUAGAAUGGCAGUUUUGAGAUUACAUGAGUUCCAUAAUUCCACUAUUCAUUACUGUAGUUGGAAUUGCUGGAAUAUUCCAUAAAAUGAAGCCAUAUUCAAUGUAAUAUAAAUAAUAUAAUAAUUUUUAAAAACCCUUUUAAGCCAGAAUAUUGGGGAAUGACGUACUUCUUGUUAAAUAUUUUUUUGUGUUUUGUCCAUGUGCAAUUACUGCUUUUUUUUUUUUUUACUAUAAGCUGACUUGCUCUGAAGCGUAAAAAUAGUUUUUCAGUUGUUUCUAUCAAAGAUAAAUAAAAAUAAUGAAUUCAGUUUUGCACUGAUUCAGUCUUCUUGCUUUAGAAUAUCACUAGGAUACAAGUUGAAUUUGACCACUGCUCUUAGUAAACCAAGCUUUUAGAAUGAGGAGACAGCCAUAACCAAACGUGCAAAAUAUAAUUAACUUCUUAACAUCACUGAUGCUAUUUUGAUCUUCUCACUUACUUCUUCUUUUGGAAGAAGUAAAACAGUUAUUAAAUUCAACCAAUCAAUUUUAUUUAUUAUAGCCUUCAAUUAUUGAAAUAUUCGAAUUACUGGAAUUGAAACAUACUUUAUUUGCUAUCCUUCAGAUUUUGGUACUUAAACUUUAUAUCUAGCUGAAUCUUACUAACAUGAGUUGAGAACUUAACUGGAACGUUGAGUUUGCCAACUACACUUCUGUAAUAUGCAUUGUUUUUAAUUUUAAUAAUUUGUCUGUUUAUUAAGCUCAAGAAUUACUAUCGAUUUUCGUCAGUCUCUUUUUAUUCCAGUCCCUUUGUGCAAUGGAAAAUAUUUAAAACCACAGAUUGUCUGAAAUGAAAUUUUGCUUUAAAUUAAUAAGAUCUGGAAUAAACUUGAAAGUCCUGGGGGGAAAUGAUUUGAUACUAUUUUUAUGUAAAGAGACAGGUUUGUGCUGUCUUGCAUGAUUGGAUUUGGAUUCUUAGUAUGGUUUCAUUUUUUAAUACACCUUCUAUCCAAAUAAAGCAGCCUGGUCAAAAAAAAAA